Messenger RNA from Cylicocyclus nassatus, 2193 nucleotides. The record is from the annotation of a GenBank genome assembly. NCBI's taxonomy places the organism in Eukaryota, Metazoa, Nematoda, Chromadorea, Rhabditida, Strongylidae.
GUUUCAGAUUCUACAUUGAAGCUAGCAAUUUCUUCACCUUUUGGUGACUCAGAUGAGUAGUAGUCGAGAUCGAAGACGAAGUAUAAGAAAUGCAGCGAAGGAGAUCAUCUCGAAGAUACCCAAUUCACAAGAAGGGCUACAACUGGAUUUGCCUUCGGUCUCAUCAGUGCCAGCAUAUGAAUGCUUUGCCGAGCGUAUAUCGGAGUCUAGUGCAAUAGAAAAAUUCGAGGAAGAUGCUCGCGUCGGAGAUAUCCUCAUCGUAAAAGUGAAACGAUGUGAUGUUGUCGGCGCCUAUGUGAAGCCACUAUGUUUUGCCACUCGGAUAAAACGAGAUCUGGAGUGGUUGGAUCUACAGUUUUUGACACCCUUGUCGGCGUUGUCACGUCGAGUCGCUGUCGGGCAAUACCUAGAAGCUCGCAUAUGUAGCGUACAGCCGGUUAAGGUCGAACUUUUGGAAGCUCCUCCGCUGGCUACCAAUGAACUGCCCGAGUAUUUCAGGAAUGGUCGUGACAUGCCACGACAUUCCCGUUAUUGGGACUACAUCGAAGAAAGUGGAUUGCUACGGAAUACGUACCUGGCAGAGACUCUUCGGUUUCCCAUCGUAUCUCCAUACUCGUUCUUGGUUAUCGAAGGGUUAGAAAAGGACAGAGCCGAACCCGCGUCCUUGCUUCGUAAGCGACAGAAUGAGAUGUUAGCCGAAGAAUAUGUGGUACGCGGUGUGGAACAGAUGAGAUCCGGCAAUCGCGAAUCGGCAAUCGUCGUCUUGAACCAAGCGCUCGAAAUCAACCCACAUUGCGUCGAAGCACUUGUGGCAAGAGGCGCAGCAUAUUCGACAAACGGCCACUAUCCAUUGGCUGAAGCUGAUUUUGACAAGGCGCUAGAAUUGGCGCCAACGCAUGCCAAUGCUCGUAACUAUAUGGUGGAGACGCUGGUGAAGCAUGCUUCGUUGCUGGAAGUCCAAGGAGAAGUGGACAAUGCGAAGUUGAAAUACGAGAAAGUUUUGCGAUUGAAAGAGGAUCGAAGAGCAAGGACAGCAUUGGCCAAGUUAAAUAAAAGAAAAAGAAGUCCAUCAGUAGAAAUUGUGACCCUUGAAGAAACUUUGGAAACUAUUGAGCAGUCGAGAAAAUCGAUUGACAUUUUAGUGGAAAAUGAUAGAGACAAAUCGCGCUCGCGACGCAGCACACGCGAGGAUCCCGAAGCAGAAAAGCGGAAACGACGAAGAACGCAAGAAGCUGAACGGGAGCGGAAACGUGAGCGCGAAAAACUACGGGAAAUGGAAGAGUUCAUCAAAGCGUUACACCGAUGCAUCUGCAUUCAUUCAUCGCUGCAGUGCCUCGAUCUUGCUAUGCAAUCACUUUUGCUGAAUCAUGGUCUUCUGCCAUGUCCGCUGUCACUAAUGCCUCCGUCACCACCUCCCAGCCUUGUAAAGACGUUGAAUGGGAUCUCUAAGGUCAGAGAAGUUCUGCAAAGCGUUUUUCGGUCGCGAUUUCGUCGUUCAAUUCGCGAGGUAGCGUUGUGCGUUGGACCGAAUCCUCAUCGUAUUGUCCAUGCUUACAAAAUGCCAAUCUCAAUCUGCGAUGCAGAAGACUCACGUGAUGAAUGCUGUGGCUCUCCAUGUUCUGAGUUGUCCGAUGUGGAAAAGCGGCGAAUAAAUCGGCAGUUAUUUUUGGCUUUUCCACCCGAAGAAGCUCGUCAUUCCGGACAGCGUAUGUUUAUCUUUUUACGGGGAUACGAUAGCCUUGUCGGAGAAGACAUCGAAGAGAGUGAUGUUUUCUUCCACGAUGAUAAAUGCAGCAUGCUUGAGUUUGACCAUGAAGGUUGCUCUACACCUUUGAAGGAGCCCUUGGAUGAUGUGCUCAAAUGGAUGCGCAUCGUACCCUUCAUUGUGCAUGGCAAGAUAUAGUACUUGGCUCUUAUUUAUAUGAUUUAUAGUUAUUUUGGUUAUUAAGACUAUGUAAUUCAUUUUAAUUGAGAUUUAUCACAGGUCUUUUUACUCGCGGAGCUGCUAAGCUUCCUGUUGUCAAGCAAAUCUUGGUUGUGUUCAAAUACUGUGCUUUCGCUUGUCAAGUUGCCUACAUUUAUGAUCUUUAUAUGGUACGUUUAGGGUACUCAAUGACCUCAUGUAUGUUACUUCAGUAUUACUGACAGUGUAUUCUUUCUCUGAAGCUCAAAAAUGCGGCGUUAUUGCAUUUC